AUGAACUGCUCUUCUGAUCAUCAUCAACAACAACAGCAGCCAGCAUCCAUCACUGGAUUGACCUUCAGCGCUCCUCUGUUCCUGCCCUCCUCCAGCAGCACCAUGGUUCCCUUGACUCUGUUCAGCAAUGACGACGGCGAAUCACGAACAGCACCGAAAAGCCCACGCGAAUCCUUGGCAAGUCUGCAGAGUAUCAUCCAAGAAGCUUUGGAUCUUGUCGACGAAGACGAUCUAUGGGACGACGAUGAUGACGAAGCCGACGAAGGCUGCAUGCUUACAAACAUUCCAAGCCAAUGA
Seminavis robusta is the source of this 297-nucleotide messenger RNA. The record is from the annotation of a GenBank genome assembly. NCBI's taxonomy places the organism in Eukaryota, Bacillariophyta, Bacillariophyceae, Naviculales, Naviculaceae.